Messenger RNA from Brassica oleracea var. oleracea, 1697 nucleotides. Its product is annotated as coiled-coil domain-containing protein 22. Gene Ontology annotation, molecular function: cullin family protein binding. The transcript has 6 exons. Lineage: Eukaryota; Viridiplantae; Streptophyta; Magnoliopsida; Brassicales; Brassicaceae. Bases 33 to 1529 code for a protein of 498 amino acids. The record is from RefSeq and is a predicted model, not a curated record. Gene Ontology annotation, biological process: positive regulation of ubiquitin-dependent protein catabolic process.
AUGUUGGUGCGGAAAACGGCGUCGUAAAAAGGAUGGUUGACAAAAACAGUGUGUCCUUCCUCUUCCUUUGUCCUCGGAGAAGCAAACCAGGAAGGAUGGAGGAGGAAUGUGGAGAUAUACUGAUGUCGACGUUGAUUGAAUCUGGGGUUUCGAUCCCGGGCGAUUUCUCUUCUGUGUCUCAGUUUACAUCGGAGGCUCUGGCGUCGAUCUGCGCUCAGCUGCUUAAUCUCAUUGACCCAUCGGCGGCGAGUGAGAUGAUACGAGUAGUAGAUUCUCUUCCGGAUAUAGCUCACUCCGUCAAGAACCUUGGCUACAUGGGCGACAUUAGUCAUCAUAAGUUUCUGCAUCCCUCUCAAGAUGACUCUUUUAGGUUGGUUAGUUUCUUACUUGAGAGGCUUUCCGAGAAAAAACAAGGAAUCAAAACUUCUCCGGCUGCUGAUGAUAUAGCUUGCAGGCCAAAAGUGGAGAAUUUCAGAGAUAUUUCAGAUCACAGAAUGGUGAAGCUGAAGGAGGAGGAGGACAAUGAUGAGACUUUUGAUAUGCAUAUACACAAGGUUGAGGCUGUCCUUAAAGAUCUUACCAUGACUCCUGAUAUCUCUCCUUCUCAUGCUGAAAAUGCUUCAGCAGAUGGUUCUACCCUUCCUAAUCAACCGUCAUCUGGAUAUGAAGAACAUUCUUCGAUAGACCCCUCUGAGACAACUAAUGAGACUGUUGAGUUACAAAAUCAACAUAAUCUACUCUUGGGCGAACUAGAAUCUGGAUCUUCAGAGCUACGCAGUCUUGACUGUCAGUUGGAGUUGUUGACGAUGGCUGCCGAGACGUUAUUGGAUGAAAAACAGCCUGGUGGGUUAUAUCUCCAACAGCUUAAUCAACAACUAGUGCUCAAAAGGUGCAAUAUCAUGGAUCUCAAAAAGCAGUGGGACGAUGUAAGGCUGACUUUGGAAGCUAAAAAGCUAUGUCUUUUGGACCAACUUCAUGUGGAGGAGCCAGAGGCCAAAGAGAAAUUCCAUAAGUUGAAAAAGAUUGAAUUUGAUUUACAGUCUCUCUCAUCAGAAACUCAAAAGAGGGAAGAGGAACGAUGUAAUCUAUACAGUGAACUUGAGAGGCAGCCAAAAGCAGCGUCACGGAAGUCUUAUAUCCAUGGGAUUAAAGAAAUAACGAAAAACAGCCGCAAACUGGAUAGUGAUAUUCAGAGGAUUUCAGGGGAGACUAGGGAGCUACAAUUAGAGAGUAACUCCAUCCAAGAACGUUUGCACCGAUCAUAUGCGGUUGUUGAUGAGAUGGUUACAAGGGAACUGAAGAAGGAUCCAUCCAUACGACAGGUCUACAAGCUAGUGACCAGUAUCCACGGUAUUUUUGGGCAAAUAUCUGAAAAGAUCCUCAUGACUGAUCGGUUAAGAAGAGAAGCAGUUGACUAUGAGAAGAAGCUGGGUUCCAUAGCAAGUCGGGGCUCGAGUCUGGAGAAAUUACAAGCCGACCUCGAUGCCAUCAGGCAAGAGAACCAAAGUCUUGAGAAACAACUAAAAUAAUGUACUUUAUAAAUUACCGAACGGGAAUAUAAACUGUGUAGAGUAUUCGAUUUUAUCAGAGACAUCUGUUGUGCUUUCAGGCAGUGUUUGUUUCAUAGAGCAGAGUGGUUUUUUUCUUUCUGAAUACAGAAGAAAAAACAAAAGCUGAUUCAGCCAAGUCGUAUCUGA